UCGAGUGAAGACGCUGAAGCAGCCAGAGCUACCGUUGGAAAUAAAAGGAACAGAUACCCAGAAUGGCAAGAGUUACGAAGUUUUACGAUCUGACGGCCAAAUUAUUAAAUGGAGAAACAUUUAAGUUAUCCUCCCUGCAGGGAAAAGUUGUCCUCAUUGAGAAUGUCGCGUCUCUCUGAGGUACGACCGUCAGGGAUUACACCCAGAUGAACGAGCUCCACGAGCGGUACGCCGGCAAGGGGCUCGUGAUCCUGGGAGUGCCCUGCAACCAGUUCGGCCAUCAGGAGAACUGCAAGAAUGAGGAAAUCCUGCUGUCUCUGGAGUAUGUCCGUCCUGGAAAUGGCUUUGCGCCAAAGUUUCAGCUCUUGGAGAAAACGGAUGUGAAUGGGAAAGAUGCCCAUCCCCUGUUCGUGUUCCUGAGGGAGAAGCUCCCAUUCCCCAGCGACGAGCCAUCCGCCCUGAUGAAUGACCCCAAGUGCAUCAUCUGGAGCCCGGUCUGCAGGAAUGACGUGUCCUGGAACUUCGAGAAGUUCCUCAUCGGGCCGGAUGGAGUGCCUUUCAAGCGAUACAGCAGGAACUUCCUCACCAGCAACUUAGAGGGAGACAUCAAGAAACUCCUGAGCCAGGCAGCCUAAUCAACCCGUCCUCCAAAAUGUUGUUCAGCCAUCCUACAGCUUCCACUUGCACCAGCACAAAGUGUGUAACCUUUAGGCUCGUUUCUUCCUCCAAAGCUUCUGUUAAUGGUGUACAACACAAUCACCUGUGCUCUCUUGUAUACGAUGACUGUGUUCUGUUCUUUUACUAAAUGAAGACAUCCUCUGAAACCAAGCCAGUUGUGAGGGGGGUAUCUGAUGAAAUGUAAAAGGCUGAAUGUUUUCAGUGGCAUUGUGUGCAUGUAAAGCACAGCUGUUUUGAUUAUUAAGAGGACCAAUAAAUCUAUUUUUUCAAGCA
Molecule: messenger RNA, 951 nt
Organism: Centropristis striata (black sea bass)
Lineage: Eukaryota; Metazoa; Chordata; Actinopteri; Perciformes; Serranidae
Gene: gpx1b
Product: glutathione peroxidase 1b
Exons: 2
Biological process (GO): response to hydrogen peroxide; glutathione metabolic process; response to selenium ion
Cellular component (GO): mitochondrion; cytosol
Molecular function (GO): glutathione peroxidase activity
Source: RefSeq, a predicted model, not a curated record